Prorocentrum cordatum is the source of this 233-nucleotide messenger RNA. Lineage: Eukaryota; Dinophyceae; Prorocentrales; Prorocentraceae. The record is from the annotation of a GenBank genome assembly.
GACGAGCAGUGGCGGCGUGCCUGCGCCGGCAUGGUCGUCAUCGCGGCCAACGCGGGCGGCACCUGGAGCCCCGUCUUCGACGUCAGCACGGUGCUGGAACCCACGACGGGGAUCCUGUGGCAGAGGAACAAGGUGACGGCCGUGGGCUGCAUCCAGUGGCUGUUCCUCCCGUCCCUGGUCUCGAUGCUGACGCCGAUGAUCGGCAUCAUGUGGCAGUCGCCGCCGCGGCGGAG